AUGGAGCCACUACUUCGGCCGCUAUCCGUGCAAGCGUCUCCUUCAGCUGAAGAAAUCUUUACCUUCACCAUACCUCAAGAGAUGUAUGAGGUAUGCGACAUAAUUCCUGGAGAGAUCUUAGCAUCAAUCAUCAGCUCGAAACCUGACGCUCUGGUUAAAGUUUUCGACACCAAUAAAACUUCAUACGCUAGAUGGAUGAAUCAUGUGGUUACUUCUGACAUCGUAAGGGAGAAAAACUGGAAAACGUCUAUGUAUUGGGUGAGAGACCAAGGAACUCAUGAGACUGGUUGGGCUAUUACAGCGGCAGAGCUCAUAAGCGCAGUGAGAUACAUCUUGCGACAUGAUGCAGAGUACGUCGACUACUCGGCUCAGUUCCUGGUGGAUUUCGCAGACAGGGAUAAGGCAACGGAGAGAUACAUGAAGGAUAAGCUGCAUUACUGCUUCAAAUAUUCUGUCGCCAAGGCUUUGGAGUUUGUAAAGGAAGCUGGUAUUCCACAAGCAGGACACUGGAAGUAUGUCGGAUGCAGACCUCAGGGUCUGCCUAUUUACAGGGCAGGAAGUCCUCAUGUUUACGUAAACUCUUGUGUGGAGAUCUCUUCCAUACGUGAGGCAUUGCCUUAUUUGGAGUUUCAUCCAAUUGCAGCGUCAUUGGCUCUCUUUACACCAGACUAUUACAUUAUCAAAGACGGAAUUUACCGAGGACCUAUGUACAAAGAGUCUGUAUACGAAGGGUUUGAAUGGGUCAACAUUUAUGCUGUGAUAGAGGAAAAUGGAGAAACAAUUGCACUUGUCAAAGCUCCUCAUGGCACAUUACUAGGAGACGAAGGUUACUUUGGCGUUUCUGUUGAUGUGGAGAUGGUUCAAGUGCCAUGGGAGGGACAAGAAGGUCAUCCAAACUUCGGAGCACCAAGGCGUUUACUCUCCGACUUUUCUUUUCCAACAUUUGCAUGA
This is a messenger RNA of Microthlaspi erraticum, 951 nucleotides long. NCBI's taxonomy places the organism in Eukaryota, Viridiplantae, Streptophyta, Magnoliopsida, Brassicales, Brassicaceae. The record is from the annotation of a GenBank genome assembly.